AUGUUCUCGCCCAAGGACAGCGACCUGCGCACGCCCGCGCACGUGCACGACAUCUCGGAGGAGGGGUCCGACAUGACGCGCGAGAUCUACAGCGCCAUGCUCAAGGGCUCCCAGGACGGCUUGGUGCGCACCAAGUCGCUGCCGGACGUGAGCGAGGUGCUCUACAAAGAUGUCGGCAAGGCGUCGGACAUUGCGCAGCCUGGAGGCUUCCGCCGUGACCACGUCAUGGCCAAGUUACCCGCCGGCGAAACUGUGGUGCCAAUUUACGCGCAGAAAUCGUUCCUGACGUCCAUCGGACCCGACAGCUUGCUGCAGUAUACCUACCGAGGCUUCGCCAACGACACACUGCAUCUGGGCGACGAGUACAGCGAAAAUGAAGAGCUGAUUCCGUUGUUUAGCAGCCACGACACUUUCCAGACAGCCAAGAGUGAGACAUCGACAAGAGGAGCGUCCGUCAAGAAGACGGUUUUCACCAUUGUCAAGUCGUUCAUCGGCAGCGGCAUCCUGUUCCUGCCCAAGGGAUUCCAGAACGGAGGCAUGCUGUUCUCAGUCGCUGGACUUUGUGUGUCGGCAGCGCUGUCAACGUUCUGCAUGCUGCGUUUGGUCGAGUGCUCGAGCGUAGUGCCUCGCUCUCACAACCACCACAACGUGUCGUAUGGUGUCGUGGGGGAGAAAGCGUUCGGUGCUAUGGGUCGCCGGGCAGUGAACACGUCGCUGGUGCUUUCUCAAAUUGGCUUCUGCUGCUCGUAUCUCAUUUUCGUGGAGAAAAACAUCGGUGAAGUUUUACUGCACGCGUUUAACCUGCGGAGCUCUAUCACGACGUCAUCGUGGACUCUCAUUUUGCUGCAAAUCCCGCUGUACACCCCACUAGCGUGGGUGCGUCGGCUGGAGUACUUUGCGCUCACAAGUUUAUUUGCCGACGUGCUGAUCGUGUUCGGACUGGUCUACAUUCUCACUUACACCGUGGAAACCCUCGAGAGUGCGGCUCCAGGGGAAGCGACGUGGGAGUAUUUCAACUCUCAAAACUGGGCGAUGUUCCUCGGUGUUGCAGUCUACUGCUUUGAAGGAAUCGGUCUGGUGCUUCCUACCUACGAUUCAAUGGACGACGAGAUCAAGCACAAGUUCCCGACCAUUUUGUCGUGGUGCGUUGCCUGUAUUCUCGGAAUUUGCACGCUGUUUGCCGGUACUGUGUACGCAGCCUUUGGACAGAACACACAAUCGGUGGUGACGCUGAACCUGCCCAGCUCAAGCGAGAGCACCGGUACUAUGGCCGUACAGCUUACGUACUCGCUGGCUUUGGUGCUGUCGUACCCGUUGAUGUUGUACCCGGUGAUAAACAUCCUUGAGAGCAACCUGUUUCCGUACCAGCGUGUCAAGGGCUUCUGGAGAUGGAAAAAGAACGCUUUCCGCUUUGCACUUGUAUGUCUUACAGCGCUGGAUAACUUCGUCUCCAUCAUUGGCGGAUUCUGCUCUGUGCCACUCGCAUUCAUAUACCCCUGCAUUUUCCACUCAAGGUAUGUAGGUGGUGGCACCACUGUGGUGCUGUCUAAAUUCACGCUCGCAUCACUGACACGCAAUCGAUAUUUUUCAGACUUGUCGACAGCGGCCACAUUCUGA
This is a messenger RNA of Phytophthora sojae, 1617 nucleotides long. RefSeq lists its product as hypothetical. The record is from RefSeq and is a predicted model, not a curated record. NCBI's taxonomy places the organism in Eukaryota, Oomycota, Peronosporomycetes, Peronosporales, Peronosporaceae. Gene Ontology annotation, molecular function: amino acid transmembrane transporter activity. Gene Ontology annotation, biological process: amino acid transmembrane transport. The coding region runs from base 1 to 1617 and encodes 538 amino acids. The transcript is spliced from 4 exons.